AUGUCGUAUUUCUAUCAUAUACGGCCGUUUACGGAUCGUAUUCUUCGACCGGGGUUUCUUCAUCAAUUUCAAUCAAUUAUUGAAUUUGUUGUUCAUCAUUUUAUUUCAUCCAUUAUUCAAAACGAACCACUUUUACUUGAAGCAAAUCGUUUAGGUUUUUCUGAUAAACAAAUUAGUAUAUAUUGUGAUAGUACAGAAGAUGAAAUUCGUGCAUUACAUCAGCAAUUUGUUAUUCGACCAUUUAUUAAACAAAUUAAUACAAUUUCUGAAAACAUGUCAUCAAGUGAUGAAGAUUUUCGUUUUAUUGGAACAUUAUAUUUAAUGAAUGCCUUACAAGAAAAAUUGUUUAUGUUGGAUGAUGAUGAUGAACAUCGAAUUGUUCAAGCUGUUUUAAUAUUAUCAGAAGAUACAAAUGAUGAAGUAUAA
Messenger RNA from Rotaria sp. Silwood1, 426 nucleotides. The record is from the annotation of a GenBank genome assembly. Lineage: Eukaryota; Metazoa; Rotifera; Eurotatoria; Philodinida; Philodinidae.